CGCGCCGCGCGGUGUGCACUGCAGUUACUGGGCCAGGCGCGCGUGUGUGCUUUUCUCUCUUCUUCGUCGUGGUCGUCGUCGUGGUCGUCUUCUUCUUCUUCUCUUCUUCUUCUUCUUCCUCUUCUUCCUCCCUACGGUGGCCGGUAUCGGCGCGUAUCGUCGCGGCCGUUCUCGUCGACACCAGGUCGGCCGACACGAUGCUCCACGGCGAGUAAUCACCGCGAGCCGCGUGGAAAACGCAUUUUGCUGGCUGGCCGAGCGGAGAGCGUGUGUGCGCGCGCGCGCACGCCAGUGUCAUAUCAUCAUCGUCGGGCGACGUACAAUUAAAUCACGACCGGAGAGCGGUGUUCGCGCGAGUGUGCUGUCAGAGAGAGAGCAGUGGGGUCGACAGAUUACCGGUUCCCGUCGGAGAAGCUGGACCGACCCGUUCAUCCGGGACACCCGACGUCCUCGCGGUUCGGUUUCCGGUCGCCCCGUGGACCGGCGGGAUUUUUAUUUUCGCGCGAGUGCCGCGAAUCGGAGCACGGUCCCAGUGUAAAACAUCCUCGAUGGACGGUGACGUUUUCCCAUCAUCAUCAUCAUCGUCGUCGUCGUCAUCAACAGCAACAGCAGCAGCAGCAGCAUCGACAUCACCGUCUUCGUCAUCGUUCUCGGUGGGCCGCCGCGCAGUGAAACGAUCCAGCAUGGACUUGUAUCAGCAGGGUCCUCUCCGCGAGUGACCAUCGCCGCAAACAUCCACGACCGUGUCUGACUCUGGAUCGAUCGCGCGCGGUCCGUCGCGCACAGAUACGCGGGUGUAACAGUGGUUCAAACUCGGACUCGACGAUAGUGUCUUACAUAUAGGUGACUCGAUCGGUGACAAUCGGUGGCAUCGUCGUGACAGUGAAGCAACGCCGAUUAAUCAUCAGUCUGUUGUGCGUCGAUGUAUCAAUCCUGCCCAUAGCGGUCGUAUCGGUUCGCAGCCCGGCUCGGUGGAUUGGACCUUGGUCCCCAUAGAGGCCCCAAGAUUCGUGCGCCGUACGGUGUUCGCGCGUCGGCGGCGGCGACGACGUCGUCGGCGAGUUUGUCCGCUCGAACCGUGGGCUGUGGCGGCGGCAUCGACGUCGCGACUAAGGUGGAGCGUCCGGGCAGCACGACGACGCUCAACUUCACGGACCUGGGGAGCCCAUUCGGGGCGGGCGACCCCUGUCCGUCUAGUACCCCGACCCCGAACAGCAUGUCGGGCGGCGGUGGACCAUCCGCGGGCGGUGGCGGCGGCGGCGGUGGCGGCGCGGGCGCCGGCGGGGCCGGCUCCGACAUGGAGCAGCAUCUUCAUCACACCGGGCUCGGAUCGGUGACACCUGGCCCGCCGGGCGGGAACGGCGGGGACAGCACCGCGUCCAGCACCCCGGUCUCCCAAAGCGGCAAGUCCGCGUUCAUCGAGCUGCAGCACAAUAAUCUGUAUAAUCCCGCGAGUUUGCGUGGAGGUUACCCCGGCGGACACAAUGUGCCCGGCGCCCAUCAGUUCUCGCACCAGGUCGGCGCGCUCGGCCAUCAAACGUCCGGACCUGGCAGCGGGAACCAGCAACACGCAGAGGCAGGAUUCCCCAGUCCUAGGUCCGCGCUAGCCGGAUAUCCGUUCGCGCCCAUGCACCAGCACAACGCCUACGGAUAUCACCUGGGAUCGUACGCGCCCCAGUGCCCCUCACCGCCCAAGGACGGUGAGUACCCCAACUGGUGGUGCAUGUUCGCAGACCUCUCGCCGUUGGGCGACAAGAGCGGCAGCCUCGUCGAUGAGCUCGGCGGCGGUGGCGGUGGUUCUUUGAGGAAUGGUAAGGGCAAGAAGAUGAGGAAACCGCGUACGAUCUACAGCAGCCUGCAGUUGCAACAACUCAACAGGCGAUUCCAGAGGACGCAGUACCUGGCCCUACCGGAGAGAGCGGAGCUAGCGGCGAGCCUUGGACUGACGCAGACGCAGGUGAAAAUCUGGUUCCAGAACAGAAGAAGUAAGUACAAGAAGAUGAUGAAGGCGGCGCAGCAGGGCGGAGGCGGCGGCGGAGGACAACACGGCAGCCUUCUAGCCGGUGGAACCGCUUUACCUGGAGGACCAUCCCCUCAACCCGGACAGCCCGGAAGUCUCAUGCAAGGAGGAGGCGGAAGUUCGGUGUCGGGAAGUCCGACGACGGGCUACCUCGGGGGCAUGGGCGGUGGUGCAGGGGGUCACACCCCCGGCAGUUCGAGCCCCGGAAGCGAGAUGUCGCCCCAGCACAACGAGAGCCCACCCGCGCCCUCCUGGCCGGGUGAGAUGAAGCACCAUCCGCAUCCGCACGCGCCACCACACACCCACCACCAUCCCCAUACGCCUGGACACCAUCCACCGCCGCCACCACCGCCCCCGCACCACGCGGGUUACAUGCCACAGUACUCCUGGUACCAGACGGACCCCAAUCCUGGACUACUCACGGUAUGGCCGGCGGUUUAACGAAGACGUCCUUCGAGCUGUGUUCAAGAGGACCCGCUUGUCAGCGCCGCGACGGCGCCAGCGCCCCAGCAGCCCCAAAGUGUGAAUACAUAUAGCAGCAUUCGCGAUGGGAUUCGCGUCCGAUGUUAAUAAUGUUUCCGUUUCGUCCGCGCGGGAGGUUCCGUUUCCUGACUAGUGCGCGACCGAUUCGCGGAUUUCCGCUAGGGAACUUCUAGUAAUUUAGCCGGCUGAGCCCCGGAAGUGGACACUCGCCACACAGACGCUUUUCAGUGAGACUACGAAAAAAGAAUCGUGCUACGUUGAGUGACCGCGGGAGAGAACCUCGUCGCCGAUCAAGCUUGUGAACGUUUGUGAAACGCACGGUGAGGAUCCCUCGAGGCUAGAGGACGUCCGCGGAAGUCGCGCGGCCGAGAACCGCGCGGCAGAAGCGUUAAGAACCAAUGGAGAAACCAGAUCUGUUCGUCGCGAGCAGGGAGAUUCUCGUCGAGUCUCGAUUCUCGAUUCUUGAUUCUCGAUUCUCGACUCUCGAUCGUCGAGCGAUCGAACACGCGAGGGUAAGCCGGGUAGUCGAGGGAUCGAUCGAUCGAUUAUCCGCGGGAUUCCAGUGUGCUCGAGAUUACACGUUCGACGGUCUACUAAAUGUCAAGACGCCGCGCCGGGGCCGAUCUCUCGCAAAACAAUUAUCCUCGCUCGGACAAUGGAUGUGUUCGGCACCUAUCUCGAGACCGGGCAGCCGCGAUUUUCCGCGUCCUCGCGGCGCGUCGCCGCGCGUCGAUCUCCUUACGGUAAAUGUCAAUCGCCGGUGACGUUAGAUCGGUCGAUCCCUUUGCGACAGUUGGCCAACCUGACCCACUUCGUGCUGGAUCGAACCACCGCACCGCUGGAGAACGGAAAGGGUAACGGAAAAGGGGUCUACGGGGACGGACAGGGAUGCAGAGGGGGGCGGCGGCGGAGGGCACGGCGAGGGGGGACAGACGGGGAACGCGUUGCAUAAACUCGUCGAGCGGUCGUUCCUCAAGGCGGUUGGAAGUAAUGAAACCCUAAUGACAUUUUCGUGAGUCAAACGAUCUCGGCAAUCACGGUGUAAUCACUGGUCCCUCCUUUCCGGAUGAAGCAACCCGCCGGGGACCUCCUCCGAAAAGGAGCGCGCAGAAUACCGCGCGCGCGCGCGCGGUUUCCUCGAAUCCGCCGGGAAAAAAAAUCGGACCACGCGUGUCGACAGUGGCCGCGUGCUCAUUAAAUUCAUGAGAGAGCCGAACGCCCGGCUAAUUCCCAGUUCUCCCGGCCCGGGGACGAUCAGCGAUAUUAACCCCGUUCAAAAAUUGAGCAAUUCGAGGAAACCUCCGCCGCGUCGCUUCGGGACCACCAUAAAUUGUUACAAGAUCAAAUCGUUUUCAUACGGCGGGGUAGAGCGGCGGAGAAAAAUUGCGGCUCGCAGAAGUUCGAGCUGGAAAAACACUGUUUGUCCAAGCUAAUUCCAAUGUUGCCGAGGAAUUAGUGCAACUGUUCUACCUUGGCUUAACGUGUCACCCUUUUGUUACUCGCAAAAAGCGAUGAUUAACGCUCGGAUUGCGGCUACAGCCAUUUUCGCCCAGACUGUUGAGAUCGUUAUCCACUGAUUUAAUCUUCGACAGUCGAAUUGAGUAAAUCGUUGUUAAACAAGGAACAGCGGAAAGACUAAUAGGUGUACAAGAAAUAUCAGGGGAAAUAUGUUUCGGAUAAUUGAUACGUAAAACUCGUUAUCAAAGAAGUAUCUCCGAAGAAACAUCAUCGAAUAAACAUAGUCAUUUUUAUAGUCGUGAAAAUGGUCCGCCGUCCGAGGGUUAAAGAACGCACGAUUACUCUGAAGAUCGUGGAGACGCGAAGUUCUCUCGUUUCCCAAUUCCUCGAACUCAAAAUUUAGCUAACUAGAUUCAAUGUUUGUCCUAUUCGUCGACGAGCGAACAUAAUUAUUUUCGCGUGCGUGCAACGAAGCAAAAUCAAAUGGAACGGAAGCCCGCGAAUUCUCCUAUCUCCGACGAUAAAUUCGGAUUACAGAAGCAACGAGUUUCGCAUAGGACACGUUUUCCCUGUCCGUCCCGGAGACCCGCCGCGUUCGGAGCUGAGGGUAUCGGGGAAACGUCUCGGCUCGGAGUUGUUUUUACUGUUUUCCGUCGGCCAUGCUGGCCAACCUUUGCCAUCUUGCAUCUCGCGGGCAAUAGCUAGCUUUCAAAGAGACGGAGCCACGAAACCGCAAAAAAGACGGUUGUGGUUUGCGACCACGGGAAACUGGGAGGGCCGGCGAGCCCCACCGCUGACCCAAAUCCUCUGGCGUGUCGGUGCAACAAUGGUCGUCUCAUGAGAACGCGGUCUCGCACGGUCCCUUUACUUCCUCCUGAUUUUGCCUCCUUUUUCGCCUCCGGAGACGCGGCUGUCCGACCAAGAAACGAGGAUUCGCGAAACUAGCUAACCGAGACCGGCGACCGUUGCCGUUUCGCUUUGAAAGCGCAUCGAACCAUCUUUACCGGUCGUCCCGUGACAAAACGGCUGCAUUAAAAAUUACACACGUGGCCUUGGCCAUUGGCGAGAUCAUGUUACCGAAAUCAUGAAUAAUCGAGUCGAACUGACGACGGUCUCCGCGUCGAAGCUCAGCUUCCGCCAAUUCUCGUUUCGAAUGCACGCUUCCGAGACCCUGUGCAGUGUAUUUUUCUGUAAUUUCGAUAUACUUUUUGCAUCAUCUUCUCCCUGAUUUUCCAUCGACAGCUCGCACGAUAGAUUAACGUUUAACGCGCUAUCGAGCCGGUGCCUAUAGUUCGGUGAACUAGGUUCGUAGAGCGGCUCUCAGUCUAUAUAGCAUCGAUUGGAAAGAGAGCGAAGUGUCGCCGAAGGACUGAAGAACAGGACAAGCAGCACCCGUCGCAGUUCUUUCAUUCUAAUCUAUUCAUUCGGCUUGGGGACUUGAAAACUCGCUUGACUCUCCUAACUGCUUGGAAUUUCGCUCCUCGACAGUUUCUUUGCCCGGUAUCGAUCAUCUGAACCCGUUCAAGGGGCUAGCUCGGGAGACAGGCAACGACAGCUCGUUUCCUCUUUUGCUAGCCACGUUUUUUCGUUGCCUGCUCGUCGCAUGCAUUGUUUCCCGUAUGAAAUGCUUGAAAACGGAAAAAGAGCAUUCCCCUUCGCUCUGGAAAUCAGUUUCCUUCUUCAAGAGAUGUUCUGAGACACGGGUCUGCUUCUAAAUGCGAGCGCUUGCUAAAAAAUGUGUGUAAAAGUUGCUGCACGCGAUUAUCAUUGAAACGGAUAAAGAUUCCAAGACGAAGAAAAAUUUGAGGGAGAAGAUUUUUUUCGUGCCAGAUAUUUCGAAUGUAUCUGUUGCAUUUUGUCAGACUUUUAUACAAUUUGUGUUGAAUUAGCGCAAUAAAUUGUGCUGGAAACGUUCGAACCGAGUCAACUGCUCGAUCUACGAUUUGUUUCAUUUCACAGCGCAUGCAGCCGAAUCAUCGGUAGACUGUAGAUUUUAUGCAUUUAUGGAAAAAUUGGGUAAUUGCAAUUUGAAAUGGUAAAGAUGUUAGAAGAAUUUAGAAAUGCAAGUUAAUUAUUUUUAACCAAGUAGAAUUAUUGAUGAAAGGAGGAACGUUCUAUUUAGCUUCAAUUUUUUCCAGUCGAUGUACACAAUUUUUAUACUGCAUAAAGAUCUGCAGCCUAAUCGUCAGUCUCGGCAGAAGUCUGCACAAAAUGCAACGGUAUCGAAUAAAUCGUAAUUAAACUGCGGUGCAUCUACAACAAGGAUAAGCGGAUGAAAUGCAGAAACGCGAAGAGAUCCGACGAAAUGACACUCGGCUUAUUGAAAUUACUGAAAGAAAGCUCACUUCCUUCUAUUUCCUGAUUUUCGUAGGUCCACUUAGAUCCGUAUUUAGCGCGAAGCUCCGUAGUCCGAUCGAAAUAAGUACGAUUAACAUCGAAACUGUUGAGAUUUUGUUCAGAUCGCAUAAAAUUAGAUGACGAAACAGUUCCGUGAAAAGUCUGCACAGGGUCUUGCGACGUUUCGGUCGCAAUCGUCGAACUCCGGAGGCAUCGAACAAGAGUACAAAGCCGGUGCGCGUCUAAAUCGGCGAGAAAGCUCGACAAAAGGAAAGAGAGCGAGCGAGCGAGAGAGAGAGAGAGAGAGGGAGAGAGAGAGACGAAUCGUGCAACAGCUGCAGCGAAAACCGAAGUCGUUCGCACGGCGUCAAUCAAAAUUCCUGAGCGAUUCCCGCCGCGUCGUCUCGCGGAUUCACGGCGCUGCGAGCUUGCGGGGAACGCGUCUCAGCCGGACGACGACGACAAUGAUUCCUCCGUGUAUACUAAUAAGUGCCGUUAGAUUCGACCGCAAAGCUACGAGGCGCGGAACAUGCCUCGCGGAAAAACGCGGACAGAACGGCGACACGAAACAGAUAGGACGAGCGAGUGUGAAAGAAACAGAGAGAGAAAGAGAGCGAGAGAAAGAGAGUGAGUGAAAGAGAGAUAGAAGGUUCUUGCGUUUAGAUUCGGUGCAAUAAAGAGGCGUGUGCGUGUGUAAUUUAAGACGAAGCUCCCUCAGUUCCUAAAUUGCGCGUGGAGAGCGAGUAAAUUGCGAGAACGGCGUGAAACGAAUGGAAGCCGAGAGAGAGAGAGAGAGAGAGAAGCGGAGAGCGUGUUUGCGGGCGCGCGUGCGGUUUCUGCUCGCGCGGACCAGCGCCGAGAGCACCGUUACCAUUUUCCGCGGACACUUUUACCUCGUGCAGGCUCUGGCGGAUCGAUCGAGGAACGACUCGCGAAAAUGGUGGACACUCGCGAGCAAACCGCGAAUUUCUCGCGGACACGGAAGCCGUUCGACGAAACGCGAAACAUGAGUUUUCGUCGGCGCUUUCGUCGCGAUCAUGGGACACGCUGUUGCGCGGACUUCACGCGGGAAAUAGAGUCGACGGGUACACGUACACGGUACAUACAGACACACACACGCGCGCAGAAGACACACACAUACACACACAGCAGCAGCAGACACUUCGACAAACACACGGAUUACGACACAGAAGAUUAUAAGAGAAAAUUGAAAAAAAUUGACAGAGUCCGUAGAAAGUUAUUAGCGUUACUAGCCUCGGCGCAAGCCGCGGGGAUCGAUCCAGACGCCGUGGACACUGCGAUCGAUCCCCGAUUCCGUGUAAAUAUUGCACCGGGGCCCCUCCCACAUCCCCCCUCUCAAGCCCCCCAUUCUAGCAUGUAAGUCGUAAAUGAAACAAAUCUGUGUAAAAUACGAUAUUGUGAUAAGAGUGUAAAGAAAACUGUUAGGGCGAGAGCGCGCGCGCGAGCGAGAGCAAGAGAGAGCGAGAGAGAAAGAGAGAGAGCGAGAGAGAAGCCAGAAAUCGUCUAUAUACAUAUAGGUUAACAACACGGCAGACCCAAUUUAUCAAUUUUAUCGAGUACCCUUGUACGAAUAUAGAUAUUAUGGACUAAGAUACCUUAAUUAUGAUUACUAUUGUAUAAAAUAUGAAUAAUAACUAAUUAAUUCAAUUUAAA
Molecule: messenger RNA, 7972 nt
Organism: Megalopta genalis
Lineage: Eukaryota; Metazoa; Arthropoda; Insecta; Hymenoptera; Halictidae
Gene: Dll
Product: homeotic protein distal-less
Biological process (GO): regulation of transcription by RNA polymerase II
Molecular function (GO): RNA polymerase II cis-regulatory region sequence-specific DNA binding; DNA-binding transcription factor activity, RNA polymerase II-specific
Source: RefSeq, a predicted model, not a curated record